CUUUCAUAUGCUAACUCGUCUAAUAACCCAGCUCUGUGUUAUUGUUACCCUAGCAGCUGCGUUUAGCGGACUUCGUGGUUUAGAAGGGGACUUUAUUCGAAGCCCGGUGGUUGGUAUUCUUGCUCAUCCUCCUACAAAGUACAUACCUUACCCAUACGUUCUUGAAUAUAAUGUAAAGUAUCUCGAAAGUGUUGGUAUACAAGCUGUCCCUCUUCACUAUGACGAUCCUAAUCUGAAGUCCCUUCUGGCCAAGAUAAGUGGCGUUCUCUUCACGGGGGGCAGCCUCGAUGCGGACCUUCGCUUUGGUCACCCAUACGUCGAUGCGGCCAAGAUGAUCUACGAUUAUGCUGUCGACAGGUAUGCUAACAACGACCCGUUCCCUAUUUUUGGUAUUUGUGAAGGUCAUCAGCUCCUCGCUCUUCUAGCCGCCGGAACCCACGAGGUUAUUUUAGAAAGUCAAUACACGACGAGGAAUGUCGCCCUCCCUAUCAAAUUUGUUAAAAAAGGAGGAGACAUGCUGAAGUCCUUACCUCGUCAUGUAAGAGAGAUAUUGCAGACUCAAAACGUGACUGCAAAUAUUCACUCUAACGGAGUCCCGCCGGAAAUGUGGAAGACCUACAAACAACUACGUGAACAGUUCAAGAUGACCAGCACCAGCGAGGAUCCGGUCAACCACAAAAUUUUUUCCGCCAGUAUGGAAUCGAGGGCGGGGAGGGCGCCUAUGUACAGCGUAGAAUUCCACCCAGAGAUGAUCAACUAUGUUUGGCAUCCCGCCCUAACAGGUGCUUUACCUAAGACGGCCGAAUCAGCUCUUGCUGCGAACUCAUUGGCUCUUUUUAUCGGGAAGAUUUACCGUGGCAAACCUCAUAGAUUUGAUGACCUUACCCAGCUGGCAAAGGCCUUUUUUCAUAAGGAGUCUCUCCUAUGUCCUACAGAUGCCGUUCUUGUUCAAGGCUUCUGCCACUAUAAUAUUUCAUCUCAUCAUUUGACAACCGGUUGGACACUUGUGUAAGGCAACACUCCUACUGCUAAAUCUCACUUCCCGAGUGGUAGUCGAUCACUUCUUGGAAGAGUUUUUUCGUGUCUUUGUGGUACUCUUCUGCCAUGGUGCAGUGUUCGAGGCGCAAGAAGCCGUGCCCAGAGCCGAAAAGAGUCAGUACGCUCUUGAGAGCAAAUGUAGAAUACAUAGCCGAUCAAUUCUUGU
Perkinsus marinus ATCC 50983 is the source of this 1204-nucleotide messenger RNA. RefSeq names its product Gamma-glutamyl hydrolase precursor, putative. Lineage: Eukaryota; Perkinsozoa; Perkinsida; Perkinsidae. The record is from RefSeq and is a predicted model, not a curated record. The transcript has a single exon. Bases 8 to 1012 code for a protein of 334 amino acids. Gene Ontology annotation, cellular component: vacuole. Gene Ontology annotation, molecular function: gamma-glutamyl-peptidase activity. Gene Ontology annotation, biological process: tetrahydrofolylpolyglutamate metabolic process.